AUGUGCGGCCACGACACUUCGGGAAAGCCUCGUGGCGGUGCCAUCGCAGUGCUCAACUCGUCAAUGACCAGCCCGCAAGCUUGCGGCUGGUGCGCCGAACUUACAUUCCACACCCCCGGCCGGCCGGGCAGUCCACUUGCGACACAUGCCAGACUCACCUCUGUUGGGAGCGAAGAUCUCGCCAACUUUACGAGGACUUCUGUGCUUAUUCAUGAGUCUGGAGACUUUACCAGAUGUGCAGAAGAUUGCGGUUUAUUCCGCUCUUUCGACUUUCAGAGCGCUGUUCUUGUCGAUGGUGGUCUCGCGUUGGAAAUGGAGCUCCCUCAUCCCAUGGAAAUCCAGGUCGGAGACAAUGGAAUAAUAGGGAGGAGAAUAAGCAUGCGUAGGAUGUCGGGGGACGACUCUAUGCCCAGCCCGAAUUUGUCGACGGCCGAGGGUAUCGUGGGCUUCAACUUUCUCGCCAAGGCGUGA
This is a messenger RNA of Pyricularia pennisetigena, 471 nucleotides long. RefSeq lists its product as uncharacterized. The record is from RefSeq and is a predicted model, not a curated record. The transcript is spliced from 2 exons. The coding region runs from base 1 to 471 and encodes 156 amino acids. NCBI's taxonomy places the organism in Eukaryota, Fungi, Ascomycota, Sordariomycetes, Magnaporthales, Pyriculariaceae.